GACCCACUCCUCCCGGUCUCCGACCACGUGCUCCGGCACGCCGCCGCCAUCGAUUCCCCAGAUCCCAGCGCCACGCCAAAGCCGCGACGACCGCGACGCCGUGGCCAGCCCACAAGCAGCCAAAAACAACCCACAAAUUUUUGACAGGUUGUUCCGAUACCAACCAAGCCCAGCAGCUCCAGAGCUUCUUCCGUCCAGUAAAAACUCCCCCCACGCCCUCCCCGUCCGUCGCGAGCCGUCCGAAUCGCCCGCCCCGGCCGGGAUCCGGCGCGCGAUCCGAUGCUCUCCGGCGACCAGGACCUCCCCGACGGCAUCGGGAUGGCGCGGCUGGCCUGGACGCGCCUCCCCACCGCCGACGGGUCCGCCGCCGCGUCCGCGUCCACCUCCGCGCCCCAGGACGAGCUCUUCGUCGGCGCCGUCGAGAGCCUCGACUACGAGGUCAUCGAGAACUACGCCUACCGGGAGGAGCAGGCGCAGCGGAGCAAGUUCUGGGUGCCCUACUACAUCAUGCUCAAGUGGUUCUUCGCUCUGCUCAUCGGCGUCGGUACUGGAUUGGCUGCUAUAUUCAUAAAUCUGGCUGUCGAGAACUUUUCUGGAUGGAAAUUUACUCUGACUUUUAAAAUAAUACAGCACUCGUACUUUCUGGGGUUCUUGGUGUACAUACUUCUCAAUCUAGCCCUCGUCUUCUCUUCUGUAUACAUAAUCACACAGUUUGCACCAGCAGCUGCUGGAUCUGGUAUUCCGGAGAUCAAAGGUUACUUAAAUGGGGUUGACACGCAUGGAAUACUCCUUUUUAGGACAUUAGUUGGGAAGAUUUUUGGGAGCAUUGGAUCGGUUGGAGGUGGAUUGGCUUUAGGAAAAGAAGGUCCUCUUGUUCACACUGGGGCCUGUAUUGCUUCACUUCUUGGACAAGGUGGAUCCGCGAAGUACCACUUGAAUUCUAGGUGGGUGCAGAUUUUUGAAAGUGACCGAGAUCGGCGAGACCUUGUGACAUGUGGAUGUGCAGCUGGAGUUGCUGCCGCCUUCAGAGCUCCGGUUGGUGGGGUACUAUUCGCCCUGGAGGAAGUAACAUCCUGGUGGAGAAGCCAUCUUAUGUGGAGAGUAUUCUUUACAUCUGCUGUUGUGGCUGUUGUGGUGCGAUCAGCCAUGAAUUGGUGCAAUAGCGGAAAGUGUGGUCAUUUUGGUGCUGGAGGUUUCAUUAUCUGGGACAUAUCUGGAGGCCAAGAAGAUUACUCUUACCAGGAACUUCUGCCUGUGGCGAUUAUCGGUGUUAUUGGUGGACUUCUUGGAGCACUAUUUAAUCAACUCACCCUGUAUAUAACUAAAUGGCGGCGAACAUAUCUUCAUAAGAAAGGGAAACGAGUCCAGAUUUUUGAAGCUUGCCUCAUAUCUUUGAUAACAUCCACCGUUUCCUUUGUGUUGCCACUACUGAGGAAAUGCAGUCCUUGUCCUGAAUUAGAAGCUAAUUCUGGUAUCCAAUGCCCUCAUCCACCUGGAACAGAUGGGAAUUUUGUUAAUUUUUACUGCUCAAAAGAUAAUGAGUACAAUGAUCUAGCAACCAUUUUCUUCAAUUCUCAGGAUGAUGCAAUACGUAAUCUGUUCAGUGCAAAAACAUUCCACGAGUACAGCGCACAAAGCCUUAUCACUUUUCUGGUCAUGUUUUACUCCUUAGCUGUUGUAACAUUUGGAACUGCUGUUCCAGCGGGUCAGUUUGUUCCAGGAAUAAUGAUUGGAUCUACAUAUGGCCGGCUUGUUGGAAUGUCUGUUGUUAAGUUUUAUAAGAAACUAAAUGUUGACGAGGGCACGUAUGCUCUACUUGGUGCUGCUUCAUUUCUUGGUGGUUCGAUGAGAAUGACCGUAUCUUUAUGUGUUAUUAUGGUUGAGAUUACAAACAACUUGCAACUCUUGCCACUAAUAAUGCUUGUUCUUCUAAUCUCAAAGGCUGUUGGUGACUUCUUUAACGAAGGGCUAUAUGAAGAGCAAGCCCGAUUAAAGGGAAUCCCCUUGCUUGAUUCUAGGCCUAAGCAAAUAAUGAGAAACAUGAGUGCAAGGGAUGCCUGCAAGAAUCAAAAGGUUGUAUGCCUUCCUCGUGUUUCAAGAGUUGUCGACAUUAUCUCUGUUUUGCGAAGCAACAAUCACAAUGGUUUCCCUAUUGUUGAUCGUGGGCAGAAUGGCGAGCAACUUGUCAUAGGUCUCAUACUUCGUAGUCACUUAUUGGUGCUUUUGCAAUCUAAAGUAGAUUUCCAGAAUACCCCUUUCCCUUGUGGACCAGGUGUACUGAACAGGCACAAUUUUAGCGACUUUGUUAAACCACCAUCAAGUAAAGGGAAGUCAAUCGAUGAUAUUCAUUUGACGGAUGAUGAGCUUGGUUUGUAUUUGGAUCUAGCUCCAUUUCUAAAUCCUUCUCCUUACAUAGUGCCAGAGGACAUGUCUUUGGCAAAGGUGUACAACCUCUUCCGCCAACUAGGGCUGAGGCAUAUAUUUGUUGUUCCUCGGCCUUCUCGUGUCGUAGGAAUGAUAACAAGAAAGGAUCUGUUACUUGAGGAGGAUGGGGAUAUUGCGACAACAGAGCUCCAGUCGACUGUAAGAGCUCACCUGAACGGUAAAACGCCAGGGGGAAACCCACAUCUCCAGCGUCCUCUUCUUGACAGUCUGAUGAUUGAGUAGUAAAUACAUAGCGCAAUACGUCAGAAGAUAAUUUUGAUAGCAAGCAGUUAACCUUCCACCGCAUGUUGGGGGCACCAUCAGAACCUUGGAGGCACACAAACCAAGCAACACUGAAGGGAUGAGAGAUGCAACAUAGGAUGGAUCCUCCAAGGUUGAUGCAACAGUAGGAUAUCCCAUGUGUUGGGUGACUAAUUAGGUGAUUGUAAGUUCGCUAGAAAUGUUUAUAGACUCACACUCACUCAUGGUGGUCAUAUCCACCAUUCAUGUGUACUCACGAGAAAUUCAUUCGAGGGAACUUGCGUCGCAUUGCUUUC
Molecule: messenger RNA, 2981 nt
Organism: Lolium perenne
Lineage: Eukaryota; Viridiplantae; Streptophyta; Magnoliopsida; Poales; Poaceae
Product: chloride channel protein CLC-d
Biological process (GO): chloride transport; transmembrane transport
Cellular component (GO): intracellular membrane-bounded organelle; membrane
Molecular function (GO): voltage-gated chloride channel activity
Source: RefSeq, a predicted model, not a curated record